Lasiosphaeria miniovina is the source of this 972-nucleotide messenger RNA. RefSeq names its product SRF-type transcription factor (DNA-binding and dimerization domain)-domain-containing protein. Gene Ontology annotation, molecular function: DNA-binding transcription factor activity, RNA polymerase II-specific; protein dimerization activity; RNA polymerase II cis-regulatory region sequence-specific DNA binding. NCBI's taxonomy places the organism in Eukaryota, Fungi, Ascomycota, Sordariomycetes, Sordariales, Lasiosphaeriaceae. Gene Ontology annotation, biological process: positive regulation of transcription by RNA polymerase II. The coding region runs from base 192 to 857 and encodes 221 amino acids. The transcript has 3 exons. The record is from RefSeq and is a predicted model, not a curated record.
CGAAUAAAAAUUAAACGUGAUUCCUCGCUGGCACACCAGACUCAAUACAGUGCAGCGCCCAACCAGGUUCUGCGACAAAAAGGCACCUCUCCGCUCAACGCCAGAUCAAGUCUAGGCCAUCGGCACAACGCUCAAAACAGCAUCUCCACCAUAUUGCCUUUUUUGUAUCUCGUCAUACCUUGACGGCAAAAAUGGCCGACAUUACGGAUCAGCACGACCAAACGUCGCCAACUGAGCUCGACGAUGCGCAUUCAGUCGGCAAUGGCAAUUCACUUGCUGGCGAGAGUCGCGGCAUCAAGCGCGCACGCCCUAGUGCAGCGGACGACGACGAUGACGACGACGAAAAGGGCGGUCGUGAGCGUCGGAAGAUCGAGAUCAAGUUUAUUAGCGACAAGUCGCGUCGGCAUAUCACCUUCUCCAAGCGCAAGGCCGGUAUCAUGAAGAAGGCCUACGAGCUGUCAGUUUUGACAGGUACCCAAGUCUUGCUGCUUGUUGUUUCGGAAACGGGACUCGUGUAUACCUUCACCACACCGAAACUCCAGCCUCUGGUCACCAAGGCCGAGGGGAAGAACUUGAUUCAGGCGUGUCUGAAUGCUCCCGAGCCAGCCUCCGCAGAGAAUGGCGUCGACGACUCUAAUGCGGUCGACUCGCCGGAAGAGCCGACAAACCCGCACCUCCCUCCCCAACCCAGUCGGCCCGGCAUACCGCAGGGCCACAUGCCCCCCAACUACAUGCCCGCCGUUGGGCUUGACGCCCAGCAAGCGAUUGCCUACAAUAACUACGUGCAGCAGCAGCAGCGAGGCGGCCAAUACAUGCCCCAAGCGAGCUUGCAGCAACAUGCCGGCCAUCAGUCAUAACCAACGCAGCCAGCUUCUAUUGUAGCUUUAACCUUACGCGUCAAUACCCAGCAUUAAUGCAUUCGUGAAACAUUUUUUUCUCAGUCGACAUCUUUGGGAUGGUCCCAUCAUCUGC